UCUGUUGCUUUUAUUUUUUUUGUAGGUCAGGCAUCACAGAAAACAUAGAAGAUGAACCUUGUUUUCUUGUGCAUACUGAUGGGAUGACAGUGAGGAGUACAACCCAAGUAGAAGAUUGUGCUUAUGAUUUUAACAGGGAAACUAUAGAUCCUAGUGAACUCCUAAAGUUUAUCAAAGAGCUGGAGUAUAAAAGUGAAAAGCUAAGUGAGCGUAACACAAAACUCCAAAAAACUGUGGAAGGAUGCGAAGAGGUCAACAUCCACCUACAAGAAGAGAUAGCCAGCUUGCGUCAUCAUCUAAAAAGCUCUCAACAGGCGCUGGAACAAUCAAAAUGUUUUUCAGAUGAAUUGGAAGACUGGAAAGGCAUUGCCAAAACUGUUGAAGAGAAAAAUAGCAAUCUGACUCGCCAUAACCAGCAUCUGGAGAGAGAGCUGCAGUUGGUUACUGAGGAGUUGGUUUGCCUUCGCGAAGAGAGUGGCGUACUGAUAACAGAAAGGGACCUGCUGAAGUAUAAGAUUGACAAACUGAGUGAUGAGAAACGAGACCUCAAGGUUUCUCUGGAGAGCAUCCAAAGAAAUUUAGCCAGUAAGGAAGAACAACUUACUGAGAAGGAAAAUGUAGAAGCCAGACUGACGGAGAAAUUAGAGAAUUAUAAUUUACUAAUUCAGGAACUAAAGUGUGAAGCUGAACGUCUACAUAGUCAGUUAUCCUAUUGUACUUCUAUGUUAACACUCUAUAGUCUGCAGGAAAUUCCCCUGGAAUUGGGGUCAGAGUUCUCUGAGGUAACUGGAAGUUCAUUGCAAGUGGAGAUCAAAGAGGCAGAACAAGAUGGUCAAACUAUAAGAGGCAUAGAGGAAGAGGAGAAGGAGAAGCAAAAAGAAGAUGGUAAUGAUCAACAAACAGAUGAUUCCUUAAGUGACUUUGAGAAAGAAUUGGAGGAUUGUGUAGCAGAUACAAAGGUAAUUAAUUUUGACUGCAAAGAAGAACCAGCUGGAUACAAUUUGCCAAACUGCAUUUCGAACAAGGAAAGAAACCUGCCAACACCUUAUGAACACUUCAUCUAUCUUAAGCUCUUCUGCAUUGCUUGGAUCUGUGCUAUGUUAGUGACUAUUACCUGCACCUACCUGGAUCAUUUAAUUUAUCCUGGUAUUCUGGUUCAGAUAAAUCCAACAGUUAUUGUUACUUUUAUGUGGAACCAAUUGGUGGGAAUCCAAAAUCCACAUGUCUCACUGCAGCAUUCGGGCAUCCCUCCUUUUUAAUGAUGAUAACCUCCUAAUGUCACUGCAGUCUUCUAAAGACUUGAUUUUGGUUGUUUGCAUGUAUAGACUCCCUAGAAGUUAUCCAAAAGUCUUAUGUGGUUAUAGUAUACUGUAUCACAAAACAAGUUAUUUUGAUAUAAAGCUUGCAUUAAAAUUUUGAAUAUCCGUUGUGAAAGUUAUGUUGUUCAGGUUUUUGCUUUUAACAAAUGCAUUCCAAGUUGCAGUGAAAGGUCACACUUUUUGAAAGAUUCAUCUGCUAUAAUUGGAAAGCUUUUGCUAAAAUGCUAUUGUUAAAGUGUAUUUCUUAACUCCAGAGUUCUAAAACAAAUUUUAAUUAAAAUGUGGCAUGGUGUUAGACCCAGUUUACUAUGAAAACUAGAUUUUAAAGGUAAAGAACACAUGAAUAUUGCAGCACAUUAGAGUGUUCAACUUGCUUUACUUAAAAAGAGAAUAUUCUUUAAGUACUGACCCUGUUCUUCAUGUAAAUUUUGGAAGCAAAAUUAUUAAU
Molecule: messenger RNA, 1767 nt
Organism: Erpetoichthys calabaricus (reedfish)
Lineage: Eukaryota; Metazoa; Chordata; Cladistia; Polypteriformes; Polypteridae
Product: protein KASH5-like
Exons: 13
Coding region: 84-1259 (391 amino acids)
Biological process (GO): chromosome localization to nuclear envelope involved in homologous chromosome segregation; telomere localization; homologous chromosome pairing at meiosis
Cellular component (GO): nuclear outer membrane; lateral element; chromosome, telomeric region
Molecular function (GO): dynein complex binding
Source: RefSeq, a predicted model, not a curated record